AAAAAGGCGGAAAAGGUUUCAGACCAUACAACAAGCAUCUUAUAUACCUGGAAGAAUCAUCUGCACGCUGCUCACGAGAUCCGCUUCAGGCACGACCGACUCGUAACGCGAAAGUGCCACCUUGGAACUUCUCGGCCACCGUACUUCUUGAGCUUCAUCCUGUUGUAAUCGAGAAGUAGCUUUACCUACCUGUUCGUCAACAUCGCAGAAACAUUACCUCCCCGAAUCCCCUUCAAAGACCAUCAACGAAGCUUCGCACUCCUAGAGAGCCGCCUUACGUUGCCACGCACUAAUUCCCCCCAUUCCAACCAUAUCAACACGGUCACCGAAACACAACUUCUUCGCCACGAAAGGGCGCCUUGAGACGCCGACAGCACGAUAUGCCUGGCAAGACUCCUCAUACGAACGGGAGUAAUCCAGUCGAGAAUGGAAUCAAUGGUGCCGAUGAUGUUGAGAUGAAGGAUGAUGCGCCCAACCAGUUGAAGGGUGGAAAGGGCAAGAAGACCAAAGAAGGCGACGAGGAGAUGACAGUCGUCGUACCGCCCUCAAAGAGCACCAAGCUGUCCGCUACUCCUCCUUCGAAGGACUCUAAUGGCGAUGUAGCUAUGGAUGGUACUGAGGAGACAAAUGAGGAAGAUGCUGGCGCGCCCAAGGUUGACCCAGUAGCCAAGGCUAUAUCAGACAUCAAGAGCAACUUCCCAUUAUUGGAACGUGCUGUGACGCUGUUUGAUGCUAGAUUCUCUCUUCGAGCCCUUCGGUCUAUCUCUUCUAUUCGCAAACGCCUCACACCCGAUAUCCUAGCCCAAGUCAUUGCCGAAACAUACCAAUCAACAAGCCCUGCAGCGAAGUCAUUACUUGUCGCCCUUGACAGAGAGCAUGUGGCAUUUGGAAAGUCGGUUUCGAACGAAAUGGAGAUCGAUAACGAGUCGAAGGCGAAGAACGGAAAGAAGGAGCCAAAAGAAAUUAUUCCCGAAGUCGACAUCUUCCUGGGUAUUCUUAUUCAAAUUUACUAUCUGGACAACAAGUUGAACCAAAAAGGCGCUGUCUUCUCUGCUCACCUCGCUGAGCGCAUACACUCUCUUAACCGCCGGACUUUGGAUUCCCUCUCUGCCCGCGUGUACUUCUACUAUUCGUUGUUCUGCGAGCAGCUGGCACCUCUGCCGCCUUCUCCAUCAUCACCGGUUGUAUCAAUUCGACCUGCUCUGCUUUCUGCUCUCCGGACAGCUGUUUUGCGUAAAGAUAUCGACACACAAUCUACCGUCAUCGUCCUGCUAUUACGAAAUUACCUCUCUACAUCUCACAUUGCUCAAGCCGAUCUACUCAUAUCUCACACCAAGUUCCCUGAGAAUGCGGCGAACAACCAGGUUGCUCGUUACUUGUACUACCUCGGCCGCAUUCGAGCCAUCCAACUGCGAUAUACCGAGGCCCACGAGCAUUUAACGGCCGCAACAAGAAAAGCCCCAUCUAGUCCCAGCGCUGCAGGAUUCUCGCAAACUGCAACAAAGCUUCUGCUCGUAGUUGAACUGCUGAUGGGCGAUAUUCCUGAUCGUGCUACUUUCCGUAUUCCUAGCCUUGAACGCGCCUUGCAGCCAUACUUGCAACUUGUGCAAGCCGUGCGGGUGGGUCUACUAGGAGAGUUCGAGAACGUAAUUAGACAACAUGGCGAUACCUUCAGACGCGAUGGAACCUACACUCUGAUUCUCCGUCUCCGACAAAAUGUCAUCAAGACCGGUAUUCGAAUGAUGUCUUUGUCAUACUCUCGAAUCUCGCUCCGAGAUAUCUGCAUACGCUUGAAGUUGGAGAGUGAAGAGUCUGCAGAAUAUAUCGUGGCUAAGGCUAUUCGAGAUGGUGUUAUUGAGGCUUCUCUGGACCGUGAGAGGGGUUUCAUGAAGAGCAAGGAGGUUGGAGACGUCUACGCUACGAGGGAGCCAGGAGAGGCAUUCCAUGACCGUAUCCGUGCUUGUCUUGCACUGCACGACGAGAGUGUAAAGGCAAUGCGGUUCCCAAUGAAUCAACACCGGCUCGAACUCAAGAACGCCCAAGAAGCACGAGAACGCGAACGCGAGAUGGCAAAGGAGAUCCAAGAUGGAGACCUGGAUGAGGACGACCUUGGGGGAGAGUUCGAGGGUAUGUAAGAUGAGAGGUUUCUGGUAUCCAUUUAUACAAGAUGGUGCAUUGAAAGAAUGGGUUGGGGUUUGGUUUGGUGGCACUUCACAAAUAUUGUCUUGCUACUACACCUACAAUCUCGAAUCUCCUAGAAAGAUAGACAUGGCAAACGCCUGUCUUUCAUUUUCGAGAGGAUCGAGCUGCUACAUUAGUUUCGCACGGUAUUUCCGCCUUGCGCGGCGCGCGCAGUCAUGCAUUGAUCGGCAUGGUAGUAAUUGAUAGAUGUCUCUUUAUAUCGGUGCACAUCGG
Amorphotheca resinae ATCC 22711 is the source of this 2415-nucleotide messenger RNA. RefSeq lists its product as hypothetical. Gene Ontology annotation, biological process: ubiquitin-dependent protein catabolic process; regulation of protein catabolic process. Gene Ontology annotation, molecular function: enzyme regulator activity. The record is from RefSeq and is a predicted model, not a curated record. Gene Ontology annotation, cellular component: proteasome complex; proteasome regulatory particle, lid subcomplex. Bases 381 to 2135 code for a protein of 584 amino acids. Lineage: Eukaryota; Fungi; Ascomycota; Leotiomycetes; Helotiales; Amorphothecaceae. The transcript has 3 exons.